This is a messenger RNA of Fusarium coffeatum, 2355 nucleotides long. RefSeq lists its product as uncharacterized. Gene Ontology annotation, biological process: amino acid catabolic process. Gene Ontology annotation, molecular function: L-amino-acid oxidase activity; polyamine oxidase activity. Lineage: Eukaryota; Fungi; Ascomycota; Sordariomycetes; Hypocreales; Nectriaceae. The coding region runs from base 1 to 2355 and encodes 784 amino acids. The record is from RefSeq and is a predicted model, not a curated record. The transcript is spliced from 5 exons.
AUGACUAUUCUACCAGCCAUGGCCUCCACUGUUGAGGAAACUCAUCAGCUCACCUCCUCCUACAAGCACAUGUGGGCACGUAACGUUGCCCAAAAGACAAUGGACUAUGAUUUUAAGGGAGUUAAAGAGUUGGUCCCUGAUGCUUCCAACAUCAAGACCAUCGGUAAGUUGAGAGAGGUCACUGAAGAAAGAACUGGUCGUGGUUACAUACCUAAAGCCGAUGGUCAAAUUGAUGUCGGCAUUGUUGGCGCUGGUGUCGCCGGUUUGUUUACUGCCCUUCUGUUUGACUGGCUCAACGAUCAUCCCGACCUGAAGGGCAAGGGUCUGAAGAUCAACUACGAUGUUCUUGAAGCCGCUGGGGCACAAAGGCUUGGUGGCCGUCUUUACACUCAUCACUUCUCCGAUGAGGAGCAUGAUUACUAUGAUGUUGGCGCCAUGCGCUUUCCCAACAAUUCAAUCAUGAAGAGAACAUUUCAGCUCUUCGAAUAUAUCGGUAUCACCCAGACUAGCAAGCCAGGCUUGAUCCCUUACUACCUUAAGGAUAUCGACAACGUCUGCCCAUCAUACUUCAACGACAUUUCCAAGUGUGGCGAUGUCUGGGCCGAAGGAAUGAAUCCCGAUGAUCCCUAUAAGAUUAACAGUGGCUUAGCUCCUAAUGGCCAGAUCCCAGCUGAGUAUCUUAAAGAAGAUCCCGGUCAUCUUGUCGGGAAGGCUCUGGGUAAAUUCUUGAAACAUGUCGAGGACAAAUUCAAGGAGAUCAUCGCGCUGAAGAAGCAACAUGAGGGUAAAGCUGGAGAGGUGCAUGACGAUGACCUAACCACCAAGUCCACGGCCUUGUUUCAAUUACUUAUGAAGGCUGACCAUAUGAGCGUUCGUCAGUACCUUGGCUCAGGCCAGAAGGACAAGAAUAAGAAGACAGAGGAACUCUCAGUAGGCGACGACGAGGUUCCUCUGGGCCCUGGAUACAAUUUCAACACGAUUGAGUGGCUCGAGACGGCUACCUACGGAACCGGAUGGUACGACCAGUCCCUCACAGAAUGUGUCUUGGAGGAGCUCGAUUUCCAUACCGACGACAUGGACAAAGACUCACCAAACAAGAACACUCAAUACUGGUGGUGCGUCGAUGGUGGCGCUCAAGAAAUCGCCAGGAAGAUGGCUGUCAAGGCCAAGAAGCGCGUCGAGUUUAACACAAAGGUCCAAUCAAUUGACGCUCAAGUUCCCCGGCGCCGCGCCAACGAAUUCACUCCAAUGAAGAUCAAGACCACAAGAACGGACCCCAAGACGAACAAGGUUGAGAGCAAGGACCGCGAGUACUUCGCCAUCUUCAACAGCACUACUCUCGCUGCUCUUCAGCGCAUGGAGUUGCGCGAUGCUGGCUUGUCUUAUGGAACUAAGCAGGCUAUCCGAGCACUUGGGUACGGCGCUUCGUCCAAGGUUGGCAUGAAGUUCCGAACUGCAUGGUGGCAGAAGGAACCCUUCAACAUCAAAAAGGGCGGAGUGUCUAGAACGGACCUACCUCUGCGUGUCUGCGUGUACCCUUCAUACAACAUCAAGUCCAAUGAAGGAGAUAAGUGGGAUCCUGAGAAGCCAGCUGUGCUACUCUGCUCUUAUACCUGGGGUCAAGAUGCCCAGCGUAUUGGGUCCCUUUGCUCACCCGACUCUCCUCAAAACGAAGCGGAGCUCAAGCGUCUCAUGAUCCACGAUCUUGCUCGGCUUCACGCCAGGGUUGACUAUCCUUUUGAGGAUCUAGUCAAACUUCUGGAGGAGCAAUACAUCGACCAUCACGGCUACGACUGGUACAGAGACCAGAACAUGUCUGGUGCCUUUGCUUACUUUGGCCCAGGCCAAUUCUCCAACAUGUGGCAGGAGAUCAUCAAGCCUAACGCGUUCGGUCAACUCUAUCUCGUCGGAGAAGCAGCUUCUUCCCACCACGCCUGGAUCGUCGGCGCGCUGGAAAGCGUGAUUCGAGCAGUAUACGUCAUGUUUCAAGGUCUUCAGAACGGCAACAAGAAAUUCGAAGCCUACAGCAUCGUGUUGGACUUGCUCAGACAAGCGCCUACUGAGCCAGGUGAGAAGGGAGAUAAGGAGAAUAAUGAGGACAUUGGUCAGCCUUUGGAGAGAGGCGGUGCUAUGCCCAAGGGCUUGCCUUUUCACCCGCUGCCUGAGGAGAUGCCUGAGACGCAGUUCAACACACAGGGUCAGGGUUUGACUGACAGCCCAUCAGUGGAGGCUGAUCCUAAGCAGCAGGUUGAGAUGACAUAUGGUGCUGCGUUGGCUACGUUGAGUUUGAUUGAGAGUUUCUUUGAGCUGGGGCUGGAUAAGCAUGUCAAGCCGGCGUCUGAGACUAUUAGCUAG